Messenger RNA from Gymnogyps californianus (California condor), 1015 nucleotides. RefSeq names its product proteasome 26S subunit, non-ATPase 7 (gene PSMD7). The transcript has 7 exons. NCBI's taxonomy places the organism in Eukaryota, Metazoa, Chordata, Aves, Accipitriformes, Cathartidae. Gene Ontology annotation, molecular function: metallopeptidase activity; protein binding. The coding region runs from base 1 to 969 and encodes 322 amino acids. Gene Ontology annotation, cellular component: proteasome complex; proteasome regulatory particle. Gene Ontology annotation, biological process: proteasome-mediated ubiquitin-dependent protein catabolic process. The record is from RefSeq and is a predicted model, not a curated record.
AUGCCGGAGCUGGCGGUGGACCGGGUGGUGGUACACCCGCUGGUGCUGCUCAGCGUCGUCGAUCACUUCAACAGAAUAGGAAAAGUUGGAAAUCAGAAACGAGUCGUUGGUGUGCUGCUGGGCUCGUGGCAGAAAAAAAUACUAGAUGUGUCCAACAGUUUUGCAGUACCCUUUGAUGAGGAUGACAAGGAUGAUACUGUGUGGUUUCUAGACCAUGACUAUCUGGAAAACAUGUAUGGAAUGUUUAAGAAGGUCAACGCUAGAGAAAGAAUAGUUGGUUGGUACCACACAGGCCCUAAACUGCACAAGAACGACAUCGCCAUCAAUGAACUGAUGAAAAGAUACUGUCCUAACUCUGUGUUGGUGAUUAUUGAUGUGAAGCCAAAGGACCUGGGGCUGCCCACAGAAGCUUAUAUUUCGGUUGAAGAAGUUCACGAUGAUGGCACUCCGACCUCCAAGACAUUCGAGCAUGUGACUAGUGAGAUCGGAGCAGAGGAGGCGGAGGAAGUUGGUGUUGAACACUUGCUACGAGAUAUCAAGGAUACAACGGUGGGCACUCUGUCCCAGCGGAUCACAAAUCAGGUCCAUGGCUUGAAGGGACUGAACUCCAAGCUUCUGGACAUCAGGAGCUACCUAGAGAAAGUAGCCAUGGGCAAACUCCCCAUCAAUCACCAGAUCAUCUACCACCUUCAGGAUGUCUUCAACCUGCUACCAGACGUCAACCUGCAAGAGUUUGUCAAGGCCUUUUAUCUGAAGACCAAUGACCAGAUGGUGGUAGUUUAUCUGGCUUCUCUUAUCCGUUCCGUGGUUGCCCUACACAACCUCAUUAACAACAAGAUUGCCAACAGGGAUGCAGAGAAGAAAGAAGGACAGGAAAAAGAAGAAAGUAAAAAGGAGAGAAAAGAUGAGAAGGAGAAAGACAAGGAGAAAAGUGAUGUCAAGAAAGAGGAGAAAAAGGAGAAAAAGUAAAAUGUGUAGGUUUUUUAUUUGUAAAUUAAAAAUCUUGUAAACUACA